Molecule: messenger RNA, 2701 nt
Organism: Pungitius pungitius (ninespine stickleback)
Lineage: Eukaryota; Metazoa; Chordata; Actinopteri; Perciformes; Gasterosteidae
Gene: kdf1b
Product: keratinocyte differentiation factor 1b
Exons: 4
Coding region: 241-1293 (350 amino acids)
Biological process (GO): keratinocyte development; regulation of epidermal cell division
Cellular component (GO): cell junction
Source: RefSeq, a predicted model, not a curated record
UCCCGUUCAGGCUACCUGGGGCUUUUCCUCUACCUUGACGCACAGGUACGGAGCAAGUAGAACAACUCGACUGUGACUAAUCAUUUCGAGCGGAAUUGAACAUUUGGGACCUUCAAAAUUGGAUUUCAGGCGGACAUGUGUAGUGGAAGUUGGCGAAGACGACGGUGAUUCGGAAGUCAGUCGGUGGACGCACCGUGUGAACUAUUUCGGGGGGGUGGUGGGGUGGGGGCGGGUUAAGUCAUGUCUUCCGGCGGUUUGAGGCACGGCACCAGACGGGGCAGCAGCCAGAGGUCGUCCUACGAGGAGCGCUGUGUCGACCCCGUGGAGGACCGGCUCCCCGUCCCGCAGCCAAAGCCGGGGCACAAAGCUCACCCGGGGGACGCCAACGGGAGGCAGUCCGAAACCAUCGGCUUCAUUCCCGGCUCAGCUGACCAGUCCUCGGCGGCGCGAAGCUGCAAUCCCUGCUCCCCUCAGAGGAGCUGCAGGACCCUCGUGUGCAGCGUGCUCACCUGCGGCCUCUUUGGGGUCUGCCAGCGUACCGUCCUCGCGCCGUGCCUGGCGCCGAACGAGAGCUCCCCGGACGAACCGGGGGAGAAGGUGAGCCUGCGAUCGGCGAACCCAGAAGACAUCAGAGACGACGAGGACGACGGCACGGACUGGCUCGGGGACGUUUGCAUCGACGGAGUCAGGGUUGACAGUCCCAGAGAGUAUCUGGAGCUUGAUGCCAAACCGCCAUCGCGCGCGGCGCUGUCGGGGGUGCGAACACAGGCCGGCCACCCGUCCCUGCACGAGACAAUGAGGCUCGAUGGGUGGGAGGACAGCGAGGAGAACGUGGACUCUUUGAUUACCAAGAAGCUGCUGGAGCUCUACUCCGAGUAUCAGAUUGAGGAGUUGGCCCGGUGCACCUCGGACUCCGUGUUCCUGAGGAAGAGCACGGCCAUCAACCAGCUCAUCAACGCGCUGGCGGAGGAGCACAAAAUGGACGAGCAGGAGGCGGAGUGCCGGCUGGUGCGCGGCAUCAUUCGCAUCAGCACCAGGAAGAGCGCCAAGAGGAGGCCGCGCCUCUCCCGGGCCGAGAGGACGCUGUCGGACAGCGGCAACGAGACCAUGAGGGAGAGCGACUCCUUCUCGCUAAGCAACAACAAUGAUUACAAAUCAAACCCCAACAUUCAAAUAUCCGACCUGACUUCCUCCGACAAGUGUGCCAGAGAGAUGUGGCGGGCCAACGGAGGUCAUACUUCCAGUUCUGCUUCUUCGGGCGCCGCGCUGAUCCGCGCCUCCGUGGGGACAUGAGGACAAAUGAUGGCAUCGUCUCCACGAGGUCGUCGCGUUCAGGAGGUUGAAAGGUCACGGGCGAGUCCGCGGCGCGGGCAAAGUGAAAAUGUGAAUAUCCACGUCGGUGAACUCGGGCCUUUGUGUGUGUGUGUGUGUGUGUGUGUGUGUGUGUGUGUGUUUGGAUCUUCUGUGCGUGUUUGAAGGAUUGCUUGAUGGAGUCAAAGCGUACCCUCGUCCUUGAGGGAGAGUUUGUCCAUUGAAGCUGACUCGUUUUGGCUGUUGUUAAGCAAAGAUUAUUUGAGUUUAGUGUGAAUAUAUUUUACAAAUUUCCUCAUCUUGUCUUAAAUAUUAUUUUAAAGUAAUUUGUAAUUUUAAAAUCUAUUCAAUGUUUUCUCAUUUGUCUUAAUGGAACAUGCGUAGUGUGGCAACAGCGUGAACGGAUGAAGUCAUAUUAUUGGGCAGGAAGAAAAAGUUUGACUUUGGCUUUGAUCUUUUGAUUCUAAUAUUGAAGUAUUUAUGUGUUUGUCUGAUAGUAGAAAGAAUUGGGAGGGAAAUUCGCUGUCGUAUGUUACAAGCCACAGCUUUUAAACUGCAGGUAACUAGCCCGGUUCUAUCGGAAGAUACGUUUUGAUUCUUCUCAUGCGGCAGAUUAUUCCUUGGAUACAAUGUGACAUUUGUGUCCGUAUUUAUCAGAGAUAAUACACAACCUGUUAAUAAGUGCGCUCCAGAGAGUGUUUUGUUUUCUUUGGACUGAACCAGGCUAGCUGUUUAGCACAGUGGGAGACCUAAUGCUAAUGCUAAGCUACCUGGCUUUGGGCAGUGGCUCCGUAUUGGCUGUACAGAAAUGAAAGAGGCCUCCCUUUGCCGUGUAAAUAUUUGUUUUCUUCCCUGAAGAAAGAAAAUCUAUUGUGAAAAUGUUUUCUAGUGAGGUUUAUGACGUUCAUGUAGCACGGGGCAGGUUUUUCUUCAUUCAAAGCCGGUUGAUUGUAGGUUAAUAACAUGAAGUGUAAUUGUAAGUUGUUAUAAAGCUGGUGUUUGCCGCAGCUAUAGUCUUAUAUCGUGUACGAGAACUAAAAUGCCAUUAAUGUGACUCACUGAGUGAAGGUCUCUGUUCCUACGGGGCCCUGAUGGGAAUUCUGCCAGCUGACUGUGUGAUUCUUAUCAUUAUUGGCUCAUCUUAGCUUUCCAAUAACUGCAAUGAACAUACACAGGGAGCCAAUCCACAUGUUUUAACUGUCCAGAUUACACUACUGCCUCCCGGGAUCCAUCCUCUUGUGCCUCAUUUCAAUUGUAAUUAUGAGGAGGGAAAAUACGUUUGUGAGAUAAUUGAGGUCGGGAACUUGGUCCAGCCUCGGCGUGUAAUGAAAUGGUGGCAAACGUUGUGACCAAGAAUCAUCCUUUAACUGAUUUUGUUGCUUUAAAUGUA